CCGCCGCCGCCGCCGCCGCCGCCGCCGCCGUGGUCGCUUCAGCACCAGGGCCCGGACAGCGGCGCCGCCCACGGGCAUGGAAGGUGGUGGCGGCAGCAGCAGCUGCGAUCCGGCUCCUGGCCCGGGUCCGGAAGGGGAGCAGCGGCCCGAGGGGGAGCCUUUGGGCCCAGACGGCAGCUCCCCGGACAGGUCCCAGAGCAAGGCUGUGGCCCCCGAAGCAAGCCCAGAAAGAAGCUGCUCCCUCCACAGCUGCCCCCUGGAGGAUCCUUCCAGUUCUUCAGGACCCCCACCAGCAACUUCCACCCUCCAGCCUGUGGGCCCUUCCAGCCCCUUGGCCCCUGCCCAUCUCACCUAUCCACGGGCACCACAGGAAUACCGGGGUGGCAGCUCCCUGCCAGGGCUUGGGGAUCGGGCAGCACUGUGCUCCCAUGGCUCCAGCCUCAGCCCUUCCCCAGCCCCCUCGCAGCAGGAUGGGGCUUGGAAGCCACCAUCUGUGCAGCACCAUGUGGUCAGCGUCAGGCAGGAACGGGCCUUCCGGAUGCCAAAGAGCUAUUCCCAGCUGAUUGCUGAGUGGCCAGGGGCUGUGCUGCUGCUGUGCCUGGCUGUGAUCCUCCUCUGCACCCUCGCUGGACUGCUGGGAGGCCAGCUACCCGAUUUCUCCAAGCCCUUGCUGGGCUUUGAGCCUCGCGACACGGACAUUGGGCGCAAGCUAGUGGUCUGGAGAGCAUUGCAGGCCCUGACAGGCCCCAGGAAGCUGCUUUCUCUUUCCCCAGACCUAGAGCUGAACAGCUCAAACCCCCACACCACUCUGAGUCCUGCUCCCUGGAGCAGUGCCCAGGAGAGCAUGCUCCGGCCUCGAAGGAUGGUGGAGCCCCUGGACCACAGGCAGGAGAGCUUCUUCUGUGGCCCCCCUGAGAAGAGCUACGCACAGCUGGUGUUCAUGUCCACCUCAGCGGGCAGCCUGUGGAACCUGCACGCCAUCCAUUCCAUGUGUCGCAUAGAAAAGGAUCAGAUUCGCUCCCAUACCCACUUUGGGACUCUGUGCCAGCGUACAGCAGUGAACGAGUGCUGCCCCAGCUGGUCUCUGGGCAAUUAUGUGGCCGUGCUCUCCAACCGCUCCUCCUGCCUGGAUACCACUCAAGCUGACACAGCCCGCACACUGGCCCUGCUGCGGGCCUGUGCCCUCUACUACCACCGCGGUGCCCUGGUGCCCUCCUGUCUAGGACCCGGGAAGGACAAGCCCCCACGCUGUGCUCAGAUUCCCACCAAGUGCUCCCAGAGCAGUGCUGUCUACCAACUCCUGCACUUCCUGCUGGACAGGGACUUUCUGAGUCCUCAGACUGCUGACUACCAGGUACCCUCCCUCAAGUACAGCCUGCUCUUCCUGCCCACCCUUAAGGGUGCUUCCAUGAUGGGCAUCUACCUGGAUCGCCUAGCUUCCCCCUGGAGGCUCUCUGACAACUACACAUCCAUCACUGGCAUGGACCUGGGCCUCAAGCAGGAGUUGCUGCUGCACUACCUGGCCCAGGAUACAGUGUACCCCUUGCUGGCCCUGGUUGCCAUCUUCCUCAGCAUCGCCCUCUACCUGCGCUCCCUCUUCCUCACACUCAUGGUGCUGCUAGGGGUGUUGGGCUCCCUGAUGGUUGCCUUUUUUCUUUACCGAGUGGCCUUCCGAAUGGCCUACUUCCCCUUCGUCAAUCUGGCGGCCCUCGUCCUGCUCAGCAGCGUCUGUGCCAACCACACCCUCAUCUUCUUCGACCUGUGGUGCCUCAGUAAGAACCAGCUGCCCGCUAGCGGCCUGGCGCAGCGCGUGGGCCGCACCAUGCACCACUUCGGCUACCUGCUGCUGGUCUCAGGCCUCACCACAGGUGCAGCCUUCUACGCCAGCUACUUGAGCCGUCUCCCGGCCGUGCGCUGCUUCGCGCUCUACAUGGGCACGGCCGUGCUGGCGCACCUGGCGCUCACGCUGGCCUGGCUGCCCUCCUCCGCCGUGAUCCACGAGCGCUAUCUGGCGCGCAGCUGUGCAUCCCGGGCGCGGGGUCCAUGGGUCGGCAGCGCGCCGCGGCGACUGGCCCUGGCGCUGCACCGGCGGCUCCGCGGCCUCCGGAGGGCGGCCGCCAGCACCUCCCGCCUGCUCUUCCAGCGCCUCCUGCCCUGUGGCGUCAUCAAGUUCCGCUACAUCUGGAUCUGCUGGUUCGCCGCGCUGGCGGCUGGGGGCGCUUACAUCGCCGGUGUCAGCCCCCGUCUGCGGCUGCCCACGCUGCCGCCGCUCCGCGGCCAGGUCUUCCGGCCCAGCCACCCUUUCGAGCGCUUCGACGCUGAGUACCGCCAGCAGUUCUUGUUCGAGCGGCUGUCUCAAGGCGAGGGCGGCCACAUGCCCGUGGUUUUGGUGUGGGGCAUCCUGCCCGUGGACACUGGUGACCCCCUGGACCCUCGCAGCAACAGUUCGCUGGUGAGUGACCCUGCCUUCUCGGCCAGUAGUCCUGAGGCCCAGCGUUGGCUGCUGGCCCUCUGCCACAGAGCUCGGAAUCAGAGCUUCUUUGGGACCCAGCCGGAGGGCUGGCCCACACUGUGCUUUGUGGAGGCCCUCCAGCGCUGGAUGGAGAGCCCCGGUUGUGCCCGCCUGGGGCCAGGCCUCUGCUGUGGCCACUCAGGCUUCCCCUGGGCCCCCCAGCUUUUCCUGCACUGCCUCAAGAUUAUGGCUCUGGAGCAAGGCCCGGAGAGCACCCGGGACCUAGGGCCCCGCUACAAUACCCAGGGUGGCCUAGUGGCUAUGGUCCUGCAGUUCCAGACCAACUUCCAGUAUAAUCCAGACUACAGCCAAGCCCACCACUUCUACACUGAGGUCAGCCACUGGCUGGCAGCCGAGCUGGGCAGGGCACCUCCAGGCCUCCGCCGGGGUUGGUUCACCAGCCGUCUGGAGCUGUACAGCUUGCAGCACAGCCUGAGCACGGAGCCUGCUGUGGUGCUGGGCCUGGCCCUAGCCCUGGCCUUUGCCACACUGCUACUGGGCACCUGGAAUGUUCCGCUCAGCUUGUUCUCUGUGGCGGCUGUGGCUGGCACCGUGCUGCUCACUGUGGGACUCCUGGUUCUGCUCGAGUGGCAGCUCAACACUGCUGAGGCCCUCUUUCUUUCUGCCUCUGUGGGCCUCUCAGUAGACUUCACUGUCAACUACUGCAUCUCCUAUCACCUGUGCCCCCAUCCUGACCGCCUGAGCCGUGUAGCCUUCUCUCUGCGCCAGACCAGCUGCGCCACGGCAGUGGGAGCUGCCGCCCUGUUCGCGGCUGGUGUGCUUAUGCUGCCUGCCACAGUGCUGCUCUAUCGCAAGCUGGGCAUUGUCCUCAUGAUGGUAAAGUGCGUCAGCUGCGGCUUUGCCAGCUUCUUCUUUCAAUCUCUCUGCUGUUUCUUUGGACCAGAGAAGAACUGUGGGCAGAUCCUCUGGCCUUGUGCCCACCUGCCAUGGGACGCUGGAACUGGGGAGCCUGGUGGGGAGAAGGCAGGCCGCCCACGACCAGGACCAGUAGGAGGAGCGCCCGGGUCCUGUUCAGAGCAGUACGAGUUACAGCCCCUGGCACGACGCCGGAGCCCCAGCUUUGACACCAGUACAGCCACCAGCAAGCUUUCUCACCGGCCCUCAGUGCUCUCUGAGGAUCUGCAGCUGCAUGAUGGCCCUUGCUGCUCCCGGCCCCCGCCAGCCCCCGCCUCCCCACGGGAGCUGUUCCUGGACCACCAGGUGGUCUUCAGCCAGUGCCCAGCCCUGCAGACCUCCUCCCCCUAUAAGCAGGCUGACCCUGGUCCCCAAAGCCGGGCCAGGCCAGACUCACAAGGGCAGAAGGCUGAGCCCCUGCAGGCCUCACCAGAAGCACCAGCCCACUCCCCCAAGCCCCAGCCCCAGGUAGUGGAGCCUCCUGAUUGCCUCUGCUCCUCAGCCAGCACCCUGGAAGGGCUCAGCGUUUCCGAUGAGACCUGCCUCAGCACCUCUGAGCCCAGUGCCCGUGUGCCGGGUUCUGUGAGUGCCUCCCCGGAGGACCUGGACGAAACUGAGCAGACAGUACCUGAGCGGGGCCAGCUGAACGGGAAGCGGGACACCCUGUGGCUGGCGCUGAGGGAGUCUGCUUACGACCCAUCACUGCCUGCAUCCCACCAGAGCAGCUCAUCCUGGAAGGGCCGUGGGGGACCAGGAGACAGCAGCCCUGUGGUGUUGCCCAACAGCCAGCCAGAUCUGCCAGACGUUUGGCUGCGCAGACCCAGCACCCACACUUCAGGCUACAGUAGCUGAGGGAGGCCCAGGGAGUGCCUGGGGCGCAGAGCCUGUCAGGGAUGAGCAGGCAGGGCCAGCACCAGGCUGGAGCCUAAUGAUGUUUCCCCACGUCCUCAUGGAGAGGUCUUACCCUCCAGCUGUGGAUUUUAAACCCUACCAGAUGUUCCAGCCUUGGGCUGCUGCUUACUCCCCACAUCUGGAGGAUUCAGUCGGGGAGGGGGGUGUCUUUGGAGUGAAAGGCCAAGUUCUCCUUGUGACCUGCUGAGGGCUCGUCUGCCCACAUGGUGCCAACCUAGGCACCCCACCUCUGGAAGGGGGAAGGCCAGGUGUGUAGCUGUAUGUAUCAGGGGAGGCUGACCUGGCCCCCCUGCCAAGCAGCAAGAUUCAGUGGGACUAAGGGACCCAGUCCUUGGGAUCCUGCCGGAACACCUCACCAACCAAAAGAGCCCUGAGAAACCUCAGCAGCCUCUUGGGCCUCACACCUUCAGGGGCUCUUUAUCAGGACUUCUCUGUGAGAGGCUUCUCUGGGCCAGAGUUGGGCUGGAGCAUCUGUCCUGAACUGCCUGCCCACCUCACAUACCCCCAUUAGACCAGAAAUUUGUCAAGGCCAGGCAGAGAAAUGGCUGCUGGGAAUGAAGCAGGAAGAGGAUGAAUAGUCAGCCUCAGAGCAUCCCUAAAUCGCUGGGUGGUCCCUCAUGGGAAGCUGCUCUGGCACAGAUGGGACAGGUCCUCUCCCCAUUAAGAAUCCCUUGCAUCCUGCAUCUUUUAGUUUGCAGAACACUUCCACACCCAUCGCUUCCUAGGAAUCUCACCACUUCCAUAUGUGGUAGCCCACAGUUGGUCAGGUCCUUUUGCUUCCAAUUUACAGGCAAAGGUAUUGAGACUAAAUAAGGUUAAGUGAUUUACACCAAGUCACACAGCUAGUAAGUGGCAGAGCAAGAUUUCCUGACUCACUCCACCGCAACUUCCAUGCACCUCCUUCUUACCUGCCCUGAUCUUUCACCUCUGACACCCUCUAGCAACCUGCUUGCAGGUGUUUUUUGAGUAAACUCCCCUGUCUCCACCUUAAGCCUCCAUCUCCAGAAUGAGCUAAACUCUGAGCAAGGCUGGAGUUCCUCUGAAUCUCCCCUGUGCUUCCCUUCCCGCUCCAGCCAUGAGGCAUCCCGAGUGACCUGAUUCCCCAGGUCAGGGGCAGGGGCAGAGGCACUCUUCCAUGCCCAUAGUAUGUGGAGAGCCCCUGCCAGUGGAGGCACUGAGGGCAGCAGAGGUUGAGCAGAGUUCAGUGAAGGCAGGAACUCAGGCCUGCCCUCUUUAGGAAUAAGUUUAAAGCUGUUUUACAAGUCAGGGCCCCAACUUCCUAAGGACAAGUCUCUUGGGGGCACUCAGACUACAGGCGGACGCCCCCUCCCCAAAGCAAAGGGUCUCUCUGGACGUUUUGUCCCAUGUGAGAGCUCAUGACACCUGGAGCAUUGGCAAGUUUACUAAACACCUAUGGCACUGCAAGGGGACAGGAAUGUGGAGGGAUUAUCGAAACUCUGCCCUCAGAGCUCGCCCUCUAGCUGAGGAAACAGUUCAUGUGUACACACAGGCAUCCAUGGGUCACUGAUGGCACCAUGCAGCAUGCACUGAAGGCCAUAUGCCUGUUACCCUGAGUAUUGCUGGAGCUCUAGUACCCAGGACUGGUAACCAGGAAGGCUUCCUGGAGGAGGAAUGGCUUGAGCUGUGCUUCAGACAUCCAAGUGUCUCAGUCAGGGAGGGACCUUAUCAGUUAUUCUAGAAGAUUUCAAACUUUGUAGCCUCAGGAUCCUUUCUUCAAAGAAUCCCUGUGUGGAAACAGUAUAUAAAACAGAUAAAAAGCAGUGACACUGGUGGGUUCUGGAUGGGGGAGUACGGAGCCAAAUCAGCCUCCUUCUCUCCUAUACCUCCCAGGGGACCCUGGGGAAACCCUGAAGCUCCUGGCAGCUCCAAAGAAUGUGGUGUGAAAACCACGGAUCCAGGUCAUUUCGUGGGUGAGAGGUGAAAGAUUUUUCUGGGGCCAGUCUGCGGCAGGGCUGGAGGCAAAUCAGGGGAUGUUUUUUGUUCUGUUUUGUUCUGUUUUCCUAUGUUGUUGAGAGCUACCUCCCACUCCAAGUAGCCCAGGAGAAAUGGGGCAGGAACUCCAGUGAGAUGGAGGAGUUAUGGAAGAGAAAAUGCCACGGGAAGGAAUGACGGGGUUAGGUCGGCUCCUUCGAAUGUUAAGUACAUUAAACCCACUUGACUCCUGACAUCAGGAAGGAGAAGCAGUGAGUGGAACUUCACUGGGACCAUCUCACUUCAUGGCCAAGUGGAAUUCAGCCUU
Messenger RNA from Phacochoerus africanus (Common warthog), 6599 nucleotides. It is a transcript of the gene DISP2, whose product is annotated as dispatched RND transporter family member 2. The transcript is spliced from 8 exons. The record is from RefSeq and is a predicted model, not a curated record. Lineage: Eukaryota; Metazoa; Chordata; Mammalia; Artiodactyla; Suidae. Bases 77 to 4279 code for a protein of 1400 amino acids.